GUCUUGGAAGACCACCUAUUAGUUACAAGAGACAGAUAGAAGAUGAUGAUGAUGAUGAAUAUGACUCAGAAAUGGAUGACUUCAUUGAAGACGAAGGGGAACCCCAAGAAGAAAUAUCAAAACAUAUUCGGGAAAUAUUUGGCUAUGACCGGAAAAGAUACAAAGAUGAAAGUGAUUAUGCCUUACGUUACAUGGAGAGCAGCUGGAGAGAGCAACAGAAGGAAGAAGCUAGGAGCUUGAGACUCGGUGUUCAGGAGGACCUGGAAGAACUGAGACGGGAGGAAGAAGAACUAAAGCGGAAGAGACAGUCGAAGAAGCUGAGGACACGUUGA
Molecule: messenger RNA, 332 nt
Organism: Merops nubicus (carmine bee-eater)
Lineage: Eukaryota; Metazoa; Chordata; Aves; Coraciiformes; Meropidae
Gene: SPTY2D1
Product: SPT2, Suppressor of Ty, domain containing 1 (S. cerevisiae)
Exons: 3
Biological process (GO): regulation of DNA-templated transcription; nucleosome assembly
Cellular component (GO): nucleolus
Molecular function (GO): histone binding; DNA binding
Source: RefSeq, a predicted model, not a curated record